Suillus clintonianus is the source of this 1278-nucleotide messenger RNA. RefSeq lists its product as uncharacterized. The record is from RefSeq and is a predicted model, not a curated record. Lineage: Eukaryota; Fungi; Basidiomycota; Agaricomycetes; Boletales; Suillaceae. The transcript is spliced from 14 exons. Bases 171 to 1100 code for a protein of 309 amino acids.
CACUAUUGUCAGUCGUAAAUGCGGUGACACAAACUCGGACACGUCGUACACUUCCAUUCCACCAACAACCCUGGCAAGAUAAUAAAAUUACGUCCCUUAUAAGUAUCUGCGUCAGUGAUCACUGACGGUCUAUCACGUACUUCUUGAUUCGCCAAUUGAUCUGCAGCCUCAUGUCGGACGAAGAACUUGCCUAUGCUCUGCGUUGGAAUAACAAUGCAGGAGUAGCGAUGUUUGCCGUGCUGUCCUAUGACUACAUCCUUCAGUUCGAGAAAGAGGUCAAGUUUUUUUGGACAAAAAAGUGGUCACUAAUGGCGUGUCUUUACUUCGCUGUUCGGUAUUUUGGUCUUGUCAUUGGAUUGCUUUGCGCCAGCUGGGGAGGUCUGGUGUACAUGCCCUAUGAGGUGAGCUACGUUCUUGGCGUUACAUUGGAAUGGGGAUUCUCAGUUUAUUUCUGGUUGGCGGAAAUGGUUCUCAUAUGGCGUCUUUACGCCCUAUACAACCAAUCCAGGACCCUACUUUAUGUGCUACUGGGGUUGUUCAUACCUAUCAUCGGGCUCACCAUAGGGAUGGAUAUAUUUUUAUAUAGUCGCCCCGUAGCAUUUUCGGCGGUAGAAAUAGUAACUCCAAACGUCAGGUACUGCACGGAAACCUUCAACCUAGGGCCUAUGCCCGCAUUAUAUACUUCCAUCCCGAUCAUAUGCUGGGAUAUCUUCCUAGUUAUUCUUGCCGUUGUCAUCCUCGUGAAGCACCUUAAAGAACGAAAAGAAUUCAAAAUGGAGCCCAACGUAUUUGUACUCCUGAUCGUUCGAAGUCAUAUCAUAUACUUCAUCCUGAACUUGCUAGACCAAAUCUUAUUGACGAUAGUAUGGGCCCCUGGACUUCCGCCGUCAGUGAUGUCUCUCUCGGAGAUGUUCGUCGAUACCGCGCCAUUUAUCAUCGCGCCCCGCCUUAUCAUCGGCAUUUGGAAUUCGCAUGCCGACGACCAGUGCGUACAUAUCAGUACAGAGUUCGAAGAUUGUAUAUGCUGGACUCUGCCACCGUCAUUCGAGCAGCAUGAGCAGCAUGAACAGCACGAACAGUACGAAAUGGACUACGCAUGAUUGUUCCGACCAGGAUGAAGGAAAACAAAUACUGGGUGAAGUGGUUUCUCAGGGCCGAUUUUUCUGUGUACCUAUGUACUAUCGGGUGUGUAAAUCGACUAUCAAAAAAUCCCCCAAAAUAUCAUCAUCACCUCUCGCCCCAUCGAAGACAUUGGGGAUGCCCUCCGCCCCGCGUCAC